AUGCCGCUCAUUGUGAUCAGCGGCCUGCCCUGCAGCGGCAAGAGCACCGCCGCGGCUGCUCUGGCCGAGGUCUGCAGGCAGCGGGGCCAGGAGGUGCAGGUGGUGGACGAAGACUCGGUGCACCUGCAGCGUAACAUCAGCUACGCAGCAGAUGCGGCGAGCGAGAAGGUGGCGCGCGGCACGCUUCUGUCGGCCAUGGACCGCUGCCUCACCCGCAGCCGCAUCGUGAUCUUUGACACCCACAACAACAUCAAGGGCUACCGCUACCAGCUGUGGUGCAUCGCGCGUCAGGCUGCCACACGGUACUGCCUAGUCCACGUGGACACGCCGCCAGACACGUGCCGGCAGUGGAACCAGCAGCGCGACGCGGCCGGCGCCUACAGCGAGGCGAUCUUUGAAGACCUGGCCUGCAGGUUUGAGCGUCCAGACUCCCGAAACCGAUGGGACUCGCCCCUCUUCACGCUG
Chlorella variabilis is the source of this 465-nucleotide messenger RNA. RefSeq lists its product as hypothetical. NCBI's taxonomy places the organism in Eukaryota, Viridiplantae, Chlorophyta, Trebouxiophyceae, Chlorellales, Chlorellaceae. The transcript is spliced from 4 exons. The record is from RefSeq and is a predicted model, not a curated record. The annotation marks the transcript as partial.